This is a messenger RNA of Protomyces lactucae-debilis, 1110 nucleotides long. Its product is annotated as acyltransferase-domain-containing protein. The transcript has a single exon. Gene Ontology annotation, cellular component: endomembrane system. Lineage: Eukaryota; Fungi; Ascomycota; Taphrinomycetes; Taphrinales; Protomycetaceae. Gene Ontology annotation, molecular function: acyltransferase activity. The record is from RefSeq and is a predicted model, not a curated record. Bases 1 to 1110 code for a protein of 369 amino acids.
AUGGCACAAGCUGCAUCGCCAUCGUUCGCCUACAAGCUUCUUCGUCUCCUCGGCUUCAUCGCCUGGUUCCUCUCAAACUGCCUCAUCAUCCAUGCCACACAAUUCCUUGGCUUGCCAUUCUUGUUUCUUAGUAAACACCUCUGGUAUGCUUGGAUUCAACGUACAAAAGCAGCGUUCGGACUUGUUUGCGUGACGCUUGUCCAAUGGUUCGCACCGACGCGCGUCGUUGUUUCUGGCGAUCACUCUACAGCAGCGGAGAUUCAACCUGGUGAUAUUGCAAAUCGCGUCAAGUUGUCGUUUGCACCGCGUGCAGUGAUGAUUUCGAACCAUCAAAUAUAUGCAGAUUGGCUGUUUAUGUGGUGGACGGCGUAUACCUCUAAUUUGCACGGUGCCAUUUACAUUAUCCUCAAAGAAUCCCUCAAGUGGAUCCCUGUUGUUGGGUGGGGUAUGCAGUUCUUUGGAUUCAUCUUCAUGGCGAGAUCAUGGGAGAGGGAUAGACCGAACCUCGAACGCACACUACAGCGUCUGUCUAGAGAGCGUGAAGAGCCGCUCUGGCUACUCCUCUAUCCAGAAGGAACCAAUCAUUCCCCCAACACACGCGGUAUUGCUCAAGCAUACGCCAAGAAGGUCGAUGGACCAGAACUAAGACGCACCCUCCUCCCUCGAACAACAGGUUUACGCUUCUGCCUUCAACAACUCGGUGAAACGUGUCCCUGGGUAUAUGAUUGCACUAUUGCUUAUGAACCGCUCGGGGAGACAGAUUUCGCUGCAAAGGAGUAUACACUGCGUUCCAUGUUCUUUGAAGGGAAACCACCGCAAGCCGUUCAUAUGCACUGGCGGAAAUUCGCAGUGAGCGAUAUCCCACUAGAUGAUGCUGGUUUUCAAGCGUGGUUGUUUGAGCGCUGGGCAGAGAAGGAGGCCAUGCUGGACAAGUUUUACAAGGGACAAGCAGGACAGCGUGCAUUCGAGGACCGGGAGAAGGUCGUGCUAUGUGAGAUGGGAUUGAACUCAACGUUUGAAGUGGCGAGUAUAUUCGUGCCGAUUGCAACGGCUGCGUUGCUUGUGAAUAUUCUUCUCAAGGUUUCACGCAUGGUGGGCGUGAUGGGCUAG